Molecule: messenger RNA, 863 nt
Organism: Acanthoscelides obtectus
Lineage: Eukaryota; Metazoa; Arthropoda; Insecta; Coleoptera; Chrysomelidae
Source: the annotation of a GenBank genome assembly
UUUUUUCAAUAAAUGUUCAUAAUGAUUAGAGAAUGUCAGAUAUAACCGUUGGAAGAAUAGUUAAAGAAACGUGUAUUGCUAUUUGGGACCAGUUGAGCACCCUACAUGUGCCAUUUCCUCCUACAGAUGAACAGCAGGAGUCAAUAAAAGAAGGUUUUUGGCGUAAAUGGAAAUUUCCUAGUUGUGUUGGGUGCAUCGAUGGAAAACAUAUACGCAUACGAAAUCCAGACCAUUCAGGCAGCAUGUUCAGAAAUUACAAGCAUUUCUUUUCAACUGUGCUACAAGGUGUGGCGGGACCAGAUUACAAGUUUAUUACCAUUGAUACAGGAGGGUACGGCAAGGAAAGUGACGGUGGUGUGUUUUAUAAUUCCCGCCUUCAUAGAAGGCUUGAAAACAAUGAGUUGGGUAAUAAACGGCUUACCACACUGCCUGGAUCGAAUAUUAAAGUUCCGUGCGUGCUGUUGGGAGAUGAAGCCUAUCCAUUGAAAACUUACUUGAUGCGACCUUUUCCCGCAUCACAACUUGGACCUUCACAUACAAUUUUCAAUAAACGACUUUCACAAGCACGGCAAGUCAUUGAAUGCGCGUUUGGUAUUAUUUCCGCCAAGUGGAGAGUACUUCAAAAAGGAAUUGAGGUUGAACCAAACUUUGUCGAUGAUAUCGUUAAAUGUGUAUGUUUGUUGCACAAUAUUAUAAUUGACAAAGAAGGCGAACAACAACCUAUGUCAAUACCUCAACAAUCAGAAACCAGUACUACAACAGCCAGAUUUGCUUCCCUAGGCGAAAAUAGGGGCGUCACUACCGCUUAUGUGAUCAGAGACAAAUUCGCAGCAUAUUUUUGUGAACAUCAAGCAAAUACCUAA